This is a messenger RNA of Diachasma alloeum, 3678 nucleotides long. RefSeq names its product BTB/POZ domain-containing protein 17 (gene Tango10). Gene Ontology annotation, molecular function: protein binding. Bases 1123 to 2655 code for a protein of 510 amino acids. NCBI's taxonomy places the organism in Eukaryota, Metazoa, Arthropoda, Insecta, Hymenoptera, Braconidae. The transcript is spliced from 4 exons. The record is from RefSeq and is a predicted model, not a curated record.
GUCACUCUCAGCCCUCUCCAGGGGAACUUCCCAAGUCAGUUGACGUUCCCGAGAAAACACGGCUCCAGAAGAUAUUUCAUUAUCAACAAAAAUGAGAAAAUAACCCCAGAAGCUCGACUAAAAUGUUGAAUAGUGUUGUGUAAUAGGUAGUGACGAUUAGGGUUCCCAGACACUCCACUAUGUUCCCCAUAUUUGAACGGAAAUUUUAAGUGCAAAUCAAAUAAUUAUAAUAUUGUAUUGAGAUUUUGGGGAUUGAAUUAUUGUAGAAAAGGCGAGAGGUUUAAAGUGUUCAUGAGGUUUUUCAAUGGAAAAUAUUCCGCGUUGUAGUUUUCCCCAAGUAAAUUGCUGUUCCAUCGUUAUGUUCGAGUGUCAUAAAUUGUUCGUAUUUCUGUAAUAUUUAUUAUGCACAUUUCUAGAGAUUUAUUCCAGUUCGGGUCAUUUCGCGCUCGAGCGUCAUUUAGUUAAUCCUUCGUUACACUCUCGGUGCACGUUUUGGAGAGUUUUCACCUUUUUUUGCUUACAACUUAAUCCGUUCUGUUUCCGAGGGUUGCAGCAGGUUGCAGUGAGGCGCGAUGCCUCUUUACCUGGACUCGGAAUUUCCCCUACGAUGAAUGCGCGACAUCCCCCUCUCUCGGUACCCUCAGUGACCUCCGCCCUUAGGAUUUAUUUUCGGGUUUCUUGCAAAAUGAUUCGUUGAACCCUCUCUAUCCCUAAAAUUGGUGAGACCUCAUGGAUGUUUGAACGAGUGGAGAGUUAGAAGCCAAAUUGACAUUCCCGAGAAAACGCAGCCCCUGAAGUUGAAUUUGAAUUGAAUAGACUCAGCUCUAUCCCAAAAAAAUCCAAAUGACGUCUGAAUAAUUGUGUUGAUGUGUGUCGCGAGGACUCAGCGAUUAACCUCUUCAUCGUGACAUUAAUCCGACGUCGAGAGCGCCAUUAUCUAUGAUAUUCGUUCCAUCAGGUGUUUAAUUCCAUUCACGACCAGAUGAUUUUCGUGCUCGUCUCGUCGGAAUGCUGCUCAAUCUAGAUUUUCCCGAGUAUCUCAAUGACAAUUAGUUGCCCAGUGCAUUAAUUUGCACACAAGGGCACCAGAAAGCCCGAAUCACGUCUAGGAAACAUGUGCAGAUGUUACGUAGUACAAUUAGAUGGAUGACAGGUCUAUCGAGCAACAUGGAGCAGAAUAAAUCAACAAAUAAUGUGGAGAGCACUGCCAGCACUAGCGAAGUGCCAGUCACACCAGAUGCCAUCGAGGUCGAUAAUUCGCAGACGAUACUGCUAAAAAUAGCUACACUAUAUGCUGAACGACUUAUGAAUGAUAUUUGCUUGGUCGUGGAUGGAGUUGAGUACCCUGCGCAUCGAUUGAUUCUGUGUGCAUCCAGUGAUGUGUUUCAGGUGAUGCUGAUGUCCCCUCAAUGGUCAGAAUCCCAAGAAUCCCGCGUAACGCUGCAAGAAACCCCGCAAUGUGUCCCCCUGUUCAGUGAGUUCCUGCGUUACUUCUACACCGGUCAAAUUCGCAUAAGCUACGAGGUAGUCCUGCCAAUCCUCUCCCUCGCUGACAAAUACAACGUCCGAGACUUGAUAAUCCUGUGCCUUGAGUACAUGCAGAACCACAUAGCAGUGGCGGCCAUCCACGGCACCCUAGUCUCCUGGCUGGAGUACACAUCGAACUGCGGCCACCAGGACAUCACCCAGACCUGCCAGAACUUCAUAAAAUGGAACAUUGAGCUUGUAGCCAGAACAGCGGACUUUGGAAAUUUCGAGCUAGACGUUCUGGUGACACUCCUCCACCAGAGUGACCUCGUCAUCAAGGACGAGAUGACCCUGUACAGAUGCCUGGAGGACUGGCUGGACCACCAGGCGAGUCGUCUCAAGGUCCAGCUGACCCCCGCAGAAUUCGAGUCGACGCUGAAGCAACUCGUUGUCGCUGUGAUGACUCCAGUGAGAUUUCCUAUGAUGUCUCCAAGGCAGCUAGCCGAGCUCCUGCUCUCCCCUUUGACCAAGAAGUACAAGGAGUUCUUCGUCGAGAGGAUGGCCAUAGGGAUGGCGUUUCACUCUGGCCAUCAUGAAAGAGUCCGUGAGGUCAUCAGGACUGAGGACGACGGGGCCUUGCUGUUCGAGCCUAGGUUGUACAAAGUCGACACCUGCAGCUCCCUCCUGACCAUCGAGAACUUCCACAGUCUCCCCUCGUACCACACCAGGACUCUUGUCUUCUCCAGUCACUCGUUCCUAGCUGAAUACGCUGGGGAUCGGGCCUGCGAGUGGGUCGUGGACAUCUAUCCGAAAGGCGUAUGGUUCAAGAAGUUCUUUCUUAUUGUGUGGCAGGGGACUGUCGAGAUGCCUGAGCAUGUCAUCAGGUCGGUCAGGCUGUCGUUGACCUGCAAAGAACCACCGACUGAUCGCCAUGAGGACAUGAGGGUCAAGAUUGGGGUGCUUAUUUAUGGUCUCCAGGAUGGGGUGGAGCAUAUUGCCAGGGUCACUGAGGUCAUCCAUCGGUUUAAUAAGAAGGACAGGGUUCUCAAUCUGGAUGAUCUGCUGCCCUUUGAGGAGCUCAAUCCACAACAGGGGGUCGUCCACAAUGAUAAUCCUGUUUCUCCGUUCCUUGUGGGGGCUAAUAAGGAUAUGCUCAAAUUGCAUAUUGUUAUUUCACCGGCUAAUUAGGGGGCAGGGUGGGGCAGGGGUGAAACGUCUGUGAGGCAUCCCUGACAGUUAAAUCAGAGUGUUUUUUCAUUUCCCCAAAAGGUUGCGAAUUCUUUUUUGGGGGAAUUUCGGGCGAGGGAAUGAGUGAAUUUUUCUUUGAGAUAAGUAAGUUUUAGAUAAAUAACUUGGGAUCAAAGGGAAAUGGAGGUCUUGUCUGGAUUUUUUUCCUAUGCCAAUUUUGGUGGCUUUUCAAUUAAGACACAUUGGGAGAUUUUUCUUCAGCAAAGAGUUAAGUUGAAAGGACAUUGAUGUGCCUUCGUCCUGUGACACUGGAAAAUUAUUCUUUUGGAAACUUCAUAGAGAGAGAAUGGGUCAUUUGUCUUGGGAAUGAGAAGCUUAAACAAUUCUUAUGAAAAUUAAUGAAUUAAUUGAUUGAGAGAUUUUUUUUAUUUCUUCACAAUUGAAUUGUGUAAUUGUUGCGAAAAUUUCUAGUUAUAGGGGGAAAUAUCGAGAGAUAUUUGUUUUCAGCUGAAGAAAUUUUCAGUAAAAAUUGUUGUAAAGAUAAUUUUAUAUUUAUCAUCAUGAAAAGAAUCGACAGGUUUGUUACGUUCCACGACUUCCAUUGAAGUCUCUUUAUUUUGUUGUUUUGGCUAGUUUAUUUGGAUGAAAAUUACAUCAACGAUUUUUUUACGCUGGGUUUGUGCAGAGAAUUGUGGGCAAAAUAAUCGUUGUCGUACCGACAUAUCUGCGUACCAGAUUGAUUGAGGAUUUAUUAUCUGAAAUUCUGCUUUGAUCGUGCAGUUUAAUGCCGGGAAUUCCAAGUGGUCCGUCACGCGUAACUGUGCCAAUAUUAUGUUUCUUUUUCAAUUGUUCAUAUGUAAUGCAUAUAUUUGAUGAGUGCUUGGAGGGCGAUGUGCGAUGAAGGGAAAUUACGAGCGGAAUAAUUAAUAUAACAUGGUGAUUGUAAUUUAUGUGAUAUCCAGAGAGAUAUUUUGUGAGAAUACAUGUCGAGUGGAGUAAUAGUAAAGCUUAUUCAUUUGAGUA